AUGAGCUCGGGUGACUUGCUUUCCAAAGAGCCUCCAUCGCUUCCGCUGCCCGUCGUAUGUUUCUGGGGGUUUACUGUGGUCUCUCUCUCGCUCCCCCCCCCCACACACACCGCCCAGGCGCCGGAGGUCAUUCGGAUGCAGGACAAUAAUCCGUACAGUUUCCAGUCAGACGUCUACGCCUAUGGGAUCGUCCUUUACGAGAUCAUGACGGGCACGCUGCCCUAUUCGCACAUUAACAACCGAGACCAGAUAAUAUUUAUGGUGGGCCGCGGCUACCUGACCCCCGACCUCAGCAAGGUCUACAGCAACUGCCCAAAGGCUAUGAAGAGGCUCCUUGUGGACUGCAUCAAGGUGAAACGUGAUGAGCGGCCGCUGUUCUUCCAGAUCCUGGCCUCCAUCGAGAUGCUGCAGCACGCGCUGCCAAAGAUCGAGCGCAGUGCCUCAGAGCCCUCGCUGCACCGUGCCGUGCAGAGCGACGACGUCAACCCCUUCGUGCUGACCGCCUCCCGCCUUAUGCCUUCCUGAGAGUCGGCCCUAGCCCCCUCUGCCCACCUGGUGCCCGGGGAGUGGGAGGGAGAGGAGGGGGAGUACCUGCAGGAUCCCGGGGCAAUCCGCUGCAACUCGCCUCCUCUCCCGUCCCACACCCCUGGCUUCCUGACCCUCGCAGGAGGUCAGUGCGCGAGCCUCGGGGAAGCGCGAUCUGGAGGACGGUCCUUCCUCCGCUUCCUGGUGCCAGUGGGGGCCAACUUCCCUCAUUUUGGGCAGAGACAAGCAGGGCACCUUCUCGCGUACGGAUUCACCGAACUGUUCACAAACUGUUUCACGCAAAAGCCGGAAAGGCAAGCAGCCCUGCGUUGGGUGGGGUGAGGGCACCCUUUGGACGCCCAUUGGCGUCUCUAGGCUUGCUCCAGACUUUGAGACAUGGAAUUUCUUCACGGGAUUGCUUUGGCUGGAGGGGGGGGCGGGAUCGCGCAGGGGCAGUGGUGUGACACAACCCUUUCUCCGCCUUGCCCCCUUCUCCUCACGGCUGCAGGGUCCAAAGGUAUCGCCAGGGGCCUGUAGAGGUGGGAGCCCAGCUAGGCCUCGGGCCCAUGUGGGUGCCCCUCCCCGGCUGGUACCUCUCUUCUGUUCUGUCUGUUUUUUUUUAAGAAAAAGAAUAAAAAACAACGCCGUGGUUUGGUUUUUA
Molecule: messenger RNA, 1186 nt
Organism: Rhincodon typus (whale shark)
Lineage: Eukaryota; Metazoa; Chordata; Chondrichthyes; Orectolobiformes; Rhincodontidae
Product: RAF proto-oncogene serine/threonine-protein kinase-like
Exons: 3
Coding region: 1-525 (174 amino acids)
Biological process (GO): protein phosphorylation
Cellular component (GO): mitochondrion; cytosol
Molecular function (GO): protein kinase activity; ATP binding
Source: RefSeq, a predicted model, not a curated record